ACUCAUUGCCCUGGGAAUCCAAAAUUCAAUUUUCAAGAGUACAUGAUGCGUGCUUACGAGGAUGAUUUCAAGAAAGUUGUUGGAAUAAGUUGGUACCUUUGGAUUUUUGUGGUUAUCUUCUUGUUGCUCAAUGUCGAUGGAUGGCAUGGGUAUUUCUGGAUAGCAUUCGUUCCCUUUGCUCAUGUAAUAACACAAUUGGCCAAUGAGGUGGCUGAAAAACAUGUAGCCGUUGAAGGGGAGCUGGUGGUUCACCCUAAAGAUGAUCACUUCUGGUUCCACAGACCCCAAAUUGUUCUCCUCCUCAUACACAUCCUCCUGUUCCAGAACUCGUUUGAAUUGGCAUUUUUCUUCCGGAUUUGGGUGCAAUAUGGUUUUGAUUCCUGCAUUAUGGGACAACUCGGAUUUAUUAUCCCUCGACUCGUGAUAGGGGCAUUCGUUCAGUUCGUCUGCAGUUACAGUACUCUACCGCUCUAUGCAAUUGUCACGCAGAUGGGAGGUUCAUUCCAGGGUUCAAUAUUUAAGGAACACGUUAAAGAGGUACUCCUAGAUUGGGCCAACACGGCGAGGACUCAUGCUACGGUUAUGCAGAAGGCUUCUACUGGAUCCAGCCGGUCGCUCAUAAAGGGUAUUCUGUUUCUGCUUCAACAACACAGUUAGCAAGGGUUGAUGACCUGGAAACUGCAGCAGAAGAGGGCAAGGGGUAGAUCAGGCCUGAAUCAGUCUCCGCCAGCCACAAAUGAGCUGUAGCUAAUACGUCAAAGAGCAGUGUUGUACUAAAGAAUCUUCUGUGUU
Rubroshorea leprosula is the source of this 792-nucleotide messenger RNA. The record is from the annotation of a GenBank genome assembly. Lineage: Eukaryota; Viridiplantae; Streptophyta; Magnoliopsida; Malvales; Dipterocarpaceae.